AUGUAAAGCAAUCACGCAGUCGCCCCAGAACUUUUAAACCAAUAAAUUCCAAAGCUUUACGAAUACUCCUUCUAGAGAAAUGUAUACGACUAGUCUACAUUUUACGGAAGGUUUAUGCAUUUCCAGAGAGUAGUUGACCCAAGAAACUUCUUCAUAACUAAAGAAAGGAUUUAACAAUCAAAGCAAAUGGUGGAGAACUCAAGAAAACAGCAGGCAGCUCAAAACAACAAGCCUCUGCUUUUAAGUUCUCAGGACUACUCUCAAUUGGCUCGUGCUGCAUACAUAGUCGGUUCUUCAACCUCCAGAGAUACUGGUGAAGAAAUACCUAGAUUGAUGAGAAUGUGUGCUUUCUUACCUGCAAAUAUUCCUAUAUUGUUUGGAAUGCUCCUUUCCCCUCCAUCAGUCGCAAAUACUAUCUUCUGGUAAUGGUUUAACUAGUCAUUCAACGCUGGCUUGAACUAUGGCAACAGAAAUGCCUCCAGUCCCUACACAACCAAGGACCUUGCUUUUGGCUACUCAGCUGCCGUAGGAUCCUCUGUGACAAUGGCUCUCCUGCUUAGAAAAUUAUUCUCAAAUGUUUCAAAGAACGUGACUGGUGCCAAGUUUAUUCUUGUUAACUCAGUAGUAGCCUCAAUUGCUAGUGGCACAGCAGGCUUCCUCAACACCUUCUGCAUGAGGAAGGUAGAGAUGACUAACGGAAUUGAAGUUUUCAGAGAUCAGGAUUUAACAGAAAAGGUCGGAAAAUCUAAAGUUUGCGCUGAAAGGGCAAUUAUGGAGACUGCUACUUCUAGAAUCUUCCUAUCUUUUGCUUGUUUAAUGACUCCUGCUGUUAUUUUCUAUGCCUUUGAGAGAAUGGGUAGAACUCCAUCUGGUUCUAAAGCUAAGAUAUUUUUCGAAGCUGGAGUCUUUACCUUCUCCUUGAUGUUCGCUCUACCGGCAAGUAUUGCCUUAUUCCCACAAAUAGGAGUCAUGAAAAUUGAUCAAGUUGAAUAGGAGUUGAGAAGUAUCAACUAAGAUAUCAAAGUAUUGUACUACAACAAAGGACUCUGA
This is a messenger RNA of Stylonychia lemnae, 1050 nucleotides long. The record is from the annotation of a GenBank genome assembly. Lineage: Eukaryota; Ciliophora; Spirotrichea; Sporadotrichida; Oxytrichidae.